AUGGCGGCGGUGCCCUACGGAGCUCCCCCUCUCCACCAGGCGCCGGCGCCAUUGGCGGUGGUGUCCCCGCUGUUCUGUGCGCCGUACGCGGUGCCGCUGACGGUGACCAAGAAGGCCAUCAGCCGCUCUGGUCGAGACUUCGUCGUCACCGACGCCAACGGCGCUGAAAUGCUCCGCGUCAACGGUGCCAUCUUCAGCGUCCACGACCGCCGCGUCCUGCUCGACACCGCCGGCCAGCCCCUCCUCUCCAUGCGGGAGAAGGCAAUUAGUAUGCACAAUAGAUGGGAAGUUUUCAGAGGGGACAGCACGAACGCAAGCGAUUUGCUCUUUACAGCCAAGAAAGCUUCAAUCUUUCAACUGAAGCCCGAGGUGGAUGUCUUUCUGGCUGGGAACAGCGAACAACAAGGAUGUGAUUUUAAGAUCAGGGGUAGCUACAUCGAGAGAUCAUGCAGCUUCUGUCUCGGCAAUUCGGACACCAUGGUUGCUCAAAUAAACCGCAAGUAUACAGCCACGAACAUACUUCUGGGAAAGGACACCUUUGUUGUUACCGUGUUCCCGCAUGUUGACUAUGUGUUCAUCACGGCUGUCAUUGUGAUUCUAGAUGAGAUUCAUAGGGAACGGUUCGAUGGAACAACAAUAUUCGAUGUCGUCACUGACAUGUAA
This is a messenger RNA of Miscanthus lutarioriparius, 663 nucleotides long. NCBI's taxonomy places the organism in Eukaryota, Viridiplantae, Streptophyta, Magnoliopsida, Poales, Poaceae. The record is from the annotation of a GenBank genome assembly.